Oncorhynchus nerka (sockeye salmon) is the source of this 7419-nucleotide messenger RNA. RefSeq lists its product as uncharacterized. NCBI's taxonomy places the organism in Eukaryota, Metazoa, Chordata, Actinopteri, Salmoniformes, Salmonidae. The coding region runs from base 163 to 6519 and encodes 2118 amino acids. The transcript is spliced from 22 exons. The record is from RefSeq and is a predicted model, not a curated record.
ACAGCGUAGUAGGGGUUGGACUGGAGUAGAGCACAUUACGUCCAUAAUGAGUCGAGACAUGAAGGAAUUUACAAAACUGUAGUUUUACAAAAAUAUCGUGGGUCACCUCAGUGACUCGAGCUAUUCAACUCAUUGUCCAGAUGUGACUGUUUCAGAACUGUUAUGUCAAACAUGAAAAGACAAAGUUCAUGGCAGGAGGAUAUCGCCCGAAACUUUUCCAGACUAUUUCAAAGAACUAGAUCUCAAGAACCUGAGAAAACAGAGGAAAGCAACAUCAGUGGCCAGGAGAAUCCAGUCAGCAGCAACCUCAGCAGUGAGACCAAUGAAGGGGAAACAUCGCUGCACCAAGAAGACCUGGAGCUGUCCAAGGCAUUCCAAAGCACGGAAGAAAAGGGAGACGGAAGAGAGGAAGGAGUGCCAGGAGAGGCACUGGAGGACGAAGAGAGAGAGAGAAAGGAGAAAGGAGGAGAGGGCAGCAGCAGCAUAUUGGACGAUGCUGGGGGGUCCUCGGAGGACCAGCCCCUCGUCCUGCCCCCCUCAGUGGACUCCCCUUGCUCUCCGGUGAGCCCCCUGGGGCCCGGCUCUCCCACACCUCCUCCCCCUUUAGAUGCCUUCUUCAGGAGACUAGGGAGUUUGUUCCACUUCAAGGCUGAACCAACCAGAGGAGCCCAGCCGCAGGAGGAACAGCAGCAGGCAGAGGAGGGAGGAGAAGGACAAGAGGAGGAGAAGACAGCAUUAGCAGUGGUGUCUGUUGAGCCAGACCUCUCAGGAAUGACAUGUGGUGCAGAGGUGGAACAGGACCACUGUGACUCGGCUGGGAGGCUGACAGGAAAUAAGGACACUCGGCACACAGAGACAGAGGACAGGAGAGAGGGAGCGUCUGACUUACCUGGUGUAGCGACGUCCACACGGAGUCAAACGCACACAGACCUGGAGAAACCAGCCUUGGAGGAGGAGGAGACGCAGACGGAAGGCCACAGGGAAGGAUGCGGAGAGGGCGAAGCAGCAGCAGACAGCGGCCCGUUGCGCGAAGGUGAGGCGGAGGUGGACGAGCAGCAUCAGCGGCGGCUGGCCCUGGCCUGUCCGCCUGUGGUGACGUACGGGACGUACCGUGGCCAGAGAGAGAGACGCAGGAUGAUGCAGAGGCACCAGGUGCAGGUGGACUUCCCCAUCUCAGAGGGUGAUGAGGCCCUGCAUGAGAGGGGUUCAACCUCAGGGGGGGAGGGCAGCCCUUUGGUUGGGGUGACACCCUCCACUUUAGAACUCACUAUUUCAAAGCAGAGUGACAUUCAGACCAUAUCGACCAAUCAGAUUAGAGCUCCAACCUCAGAGACCAAUGAGAGAGGAGCUUGGACUUCUGAAACAGACUCUGCUGUUUUGAGUCCAACUGGACUUGGCUCUAGUCACAUUCCACUAACAAUGCAGACAGCAGAAAGGGCUGGGAGUCAAAGUGCCUUCCCUUUACACAGGGAGGCAGGCCUGCCUACUGUAGGAGCCCAGACCAAGGACUUUCUCUCUGGGGCUGGCUCAGUCACAGGCACCUCUCCCCCUCCCGCACCCACAGAGGACUUUGUUGAUGCCGGGACAAGUACAGCAGGCAGUGAGACCCACAGUGGGGAGCAGAGCCCGCGGGAUAGAAUCACUCAUGCAGAGAUGGCCAGUGAGGAUACACACAGGGACACAGACAGGGACAGAGACACAGAGCUGAGUGAGCAGACAGAAACCUUAUCUGCACACUGUGUCCAGACUGGGUCACCUUCAGUAGCUGCUGCGUGGCUCAGCGAGCCGCCAGGCACCGGGGGGACUGCGCAGCACACUCAUCUGCCUGCUGCUGUUUCCGAUGUCGAUGGAAGCCAGCUGGCUCCGCAACCCAUUUCACUGUCCGCCUCGCUUGCAUCAGCGGACGAAAGCCAGGGACCCAUGCCAGCAACUAGGCACUCCGAUUCUGGGGACGCAUUGGAUUCAGGCACUGGUGCUGGACUGGACUGCUUUGAGUCAGGGGAGGAGGAGGGGGACGUUGGUCCUUCAGACGAUCUGUUUGGCCAGGCCCUUCAUUUGGAGUCUAAAAUGAUGGUGGAUAACAUUGUGAGGAAUGCUCUAGCGGCCCUGGAGAGAAUAGAAUCCUCUGAGUUGGAGGGGGAUGAAGCGUUCCAGAAGGCCAGUGAGGAGAUUUACCUGGUCCUACCCGCAGGACGAGAGGAGGAGGGCAUGGAGCAGUCCUUCGAGACGGAUAAGCUCCUGGAGGUAAGGCCUUCAGUGAGGGGUGAUGACAAACACCCCUCAGCCUUCCCAGCAGAACAGACCCUCUCGUUGAACCCUAACCCUCUGGCGGAGGGCCCCAGGUCUACCCCCUCCUCGGGGUACGAAUCUAUCGCAGGCUCGGACACUGACAUCAGGAGCAGCCCUGGGCCGGCCUGUGAGAGCAGUGCACCCACCAUCUGUGUCUCAGACCACAGGCAGGGAGAACACUGUGCCGAGGGGACCCCAGGCACCGGUCACCAGUUAAAGGUCAGAGGUCAACAGCUAAUGGAUGCUAAUGCUAAUAAGCAUCCACAAGGGGAAGAGGAUUCCCAGCCAAACGGUGCUAUCACAUCUGAAUACAGUGGCAAUAAGCACCAGGGAGAUGUGUUGCCUCGCUUGAGUGGUGGAGUGUCCCACGAGAAACCAGGUAUCCAUGGUGAUGGUGGGGAUAUUAUUCAAAUAACGAGAGGGAGUCAUGAGUAUGAGUCUGUCUCAGGGAAAACAAAUGAAAACAAAGAUCAGGUGCUCGGCACUUCAGGGGACAAUGGUUGUAACGCGGUGCUAGGCGUUAAAGAAACACAGGUAGGAGACAGAGUAGUCCACGUAGCCAAAGAUGAUAUCGAAAGCAAUAGACAUAGUCCUAAACAAGAUGGUAAGGCUCAAUAUGGUCCUGUUUCUGUGUCCAAUAACUCUGAAAGUCCUAAUAACCUCAACAGCACUCUGAAUGACAAUACUUCCUUCAAAAACCAAACAGCAUUUCCUGAGACUGAUCUGCUUAGGAAAGGUUCCAGACCUGAAGCUAAGGGCAAUUCUGAGACAGACCUUAUGUCAGUCAGACCAAAACACGCCCAAAACUCCCUACAACCAUCUCAAGUCAGACAUGCUAAAGGGUUGAGGCCUAUUGCCUGUAUAACUCUUCAUGAUGAAGACCAAGAGAGCGGUCCUGAAAUAACGCUGAAUGUUCCUCAGACUGAGACCAAUGGGUCGAAUGGCACUAUGGUCAGUGGGGAUCAAGGCUUUGUCCUGGUUGAGACUUACUUAGCCUCUGUAGUCUCAGAGGGCUCUGACUCUGGAGGUGAGGAGGAUGGGGCCGACAGCAGACCCACAGGCACCAUCUGCAUGGACCCUUCUUCCUCAAGGAGACUCCCCAAGGACCUGAGCACCUCAGAGGGCCUUGUGUCUAAUUCAGCCCCUGGCUCCGGUAACGAGGACAUGCCACAGAGGAGCUCGGUGACAGCAUAUCGCUGCGAUGUCUCUCCGCAACAGCAGAGUCAGGACUCAGAGACACCAGGACACAGUGGUGCAGGUUCAGCAGCUGCAGCUAUGGCAGGGUUUCACCAGGACCUGAGCAGCAGGCUAGCUGGGCUCCAUGCUACAGGGGCUACGGGAGGCCGGCGAGCCCCAGCCCUGGAACCUCUCCUCCCCCUCCUCCCAGUCCCCCAGCUUGCCUUCCAUGACAUGGAGGUGAGCGGUUUUUCCAUUAUCGACGAGGAAGAGGAGACUGAUGCCGUGUUUGUCAAUGACACAGGCCCCAUGCUGAGCCCCACAGCUCGGCGGGCCAAGGCCUAUCCCUUCUCUCUGUCGCCCAUCGUGGAGGAAGACAGUCUCCGCAGCGAGGAAAUGGUGGAGGGGGGCCUGUCGCGGGAUGACAGGGGACUCAUGGUGCCACCAGCCACAGAGGAGCUGAGGAGUCUGAGCGGAGGUGUGGGGAUGGAGCAGCUGGCCUCGUCCUCCUCUCUGUCCAUCCUGUCCCUGCUGCAGUCGGUCAGCGAGCGCCUGCAGUCCAGUGGCUACUCCGACACGGAUGCAGACUUAGAGGAGCCCUUCAUCCCUCCUCUACGGCGGCCCCUAUGGGACUUCUUUAACAGUGGCCAGGCAGAGGGUGAGGAGGGGGAUGGCCAGGGAAUGGAUGGAGACCAAAGUAGCAAGCAGGAGGGCCCAGGCUCUCUGACACUUCCUACUGAUCCAUUUACUAUGGGACCUCGAGAAGGGUAUCCAACAGAGGACGUGAACUAUCUGCCCACUCAAAAGCCUGCAGAUUCGCCCAUGAAUCAUUAUUUGAAAUCAGCGCAGCCAGUGUUGCCAGAGCCUGAUGAUGACAACGGUGAACAUCAUGCCGAACUCAUUCCGCGCCUCAGUGAUAAUAAGUGUUCAUCCACAGCAACCGACAUGGGGGAAAAUUGGAGUUGUGGAAAGGUCAUCCCAAGGCCUACUCUGAUGAACAUCUUUGAUGGUGUGACAUUCUCUGGGGAGAGGUGGACUAUCCACGCAGACCAGGAGGAUUCUGGGAUGGUGUUUCCACAGGGUGCCUCUGUGCGAGUUUUGGGAGGAUGCUGGCUUCUGUACCUGGAGCCGGGGUUCCAGGGCCCCUGGGUGCUACUGGAGGAAGGGGAGACGGUACUGAGCCACCAACCGGGCCAGCAGCAGGCCAGCCAGGGGAUAAAGAACAAGCCCACCAGCAUCACCAUCGGCUCCAUCAGAAGACUAGUGAAGGAUGACAGCACUCCAGAAAUUCAUCUGCUUCCGAUCGGAGCGCCAGGAGGAGCCACGGAGCAUCUCCACUCGAAAGUGGACAUCUUGGGAACACGUGGUGGACCUAUCCACCUGUCAAACCUGACUGUCAAGUCUGGCUGUUGGCUUGCCUAUGACAACCCUGGUUUCCAUGGGAACUAUGCGAUUAUGGAAGCAGGUGGCUCUCCAACACCUGGCGCUGGUCAUCCCCAGGUCGCCGCUGUGAGGUCACUGAGACCCCUCAGAAUGAGUGGACUCAGAGUGAGGAGACCUCUGGAUCCUAAGCUGUUGGUGUUCGAGCAGCCCCACUUCCAGGGGCGGAGCGGAGAGCUGGGAGGCCACACCCCCAGUCUGGGAGCUGUGGCUGGGCUGAAGGGGGCAUUGUCGCUACGGGUCAUUGGUGGAGUAUGGGUGGGCUACACUGGAGAGGACUACACAGGGUGGCAGUAUUUACUGGAGGAGGGAGAAUACAGUGACUGCGCAGAUCUGGGUGGAGCCGAUCACCCUCUGCUGCUCUCCUUCCGCUUCUUACAGGCAGACUUCAUAGAGCCCUCGGUGUCACUGCAGGAGGAAACUGGCUGUCCUGGAGACGGGGGGAGGAACAUUUUGGAUCUGGACAUCCCUGAUCUGGAGAAAGCUGGAGCCACUGAGAAGACCACUGCCAUCUCUGUGAAGAGUGGAGUAUGGGUGGCGUAUAGCGAGCGAUGCUUCAGCGGAGAGCAGUGCAUACUGGAGAAAGGCAAACAUCCUGCCACUCUGCACUGGGGUGGCAACUAUGGAGCAGCUAAGUCUAUCAGACCCAUACGAUUGGAACUUUGUGGCACCGGAGAACCAAAGGUCUUGCUGCGGGCCUACAGCCAGCCCCACUACGGGGGAGUGAGUGAGGAGUACGAGGGGGAGGCAGGACACUGUGGAUCUCCCUCCCCCAUGUCAUUCAGAGUCAUCAGGGGAAACUGGCUGCUCUUUGAUGAGGAUGGUUACUGUGGAAACCAGUAUGUCCUGGGAGAGGGUCUUUAUCCUGACCUCAUUUCCUGUGGCUGUGUGGACACUUCUGUCAAAUCACUGAGGCCCAUUCCCUAUAGUUUCUCCGACCCGUCCAUCAGCCUGUUCUCCCUGGAUUACUUAGAGGGCCCGAAGAUGGUUGCCGUAACACCCACAGAGCACAUGAAGGACUUCUUCACUCAGUCUCUGCGGGUUGACCGUGGACUGUGGGUGGUGUAUGAAUAUAGUCACUAUAAGGGCCGUCAGAUGCUGCUGCAGCCAGGGGAGCUUCCUGUGUGGGGAGAGCACAGCGGCUGGGACACCAUUGCCUCCUUACGGCCCCUCAAACAGUCUGUACUGUGUGUGGUCUCCUUCCAGCCCAGGCUUUAUGUAGAGGUAAGGAACCGUGCUCUGGGUUCAGUGCUGACCUCUGAGAUUGUCCAGGACGACUUGUCCCUGGCCAGAGUGUCCCUGUCCCCGGCCUGCUCUCUGGACACCCAGCGCUGGCUCUUCACCGGAGGGCUGCUCUGCUGCAAGGCUAGUAAGGCGUGUCUGUCAGUGAUCGGAGGGAAGGCCACAGUGGGGGCCAGAGUGGCCCUGUGGGCGGAGCAUGGACGCACACACCAGAGAUGGAGCCUGAACCACAACGGAACCAUCUCUUCCCAUCUCAACCACAAACUAGUACUGGACUUCAGAGGUAGAACAAGUUUCGAGAGGGACCACCUGGUUGUCAAUGAAUUCGCUGCUGAUCAGGCCACACAGUUCUGGGACAUGGAGUUGGUCUAGAAGAAAACUCCUGCCAAAGCCAUGAGGCAUCCCAGUGCAGUAUGGGAGAUGUUUGUUGUGGUUUUUGUUUCUAUCCUGGCAGAGCACUUCUCCCAGCCAUCUGGCCAACGUGUCCAUGACAAAUGAGCAAGAAGCAUCGCGUUCAUUUCCUGUGUCUUUUUUUGCUUGAUCUCAGGACCCAGAAACCAUUGCAGCGGCGCUGACACACAGAGUAACGAUACAGAAUCCAAUCGUCUUUCUCUACUUGAACAUGUCAGUGUGGCACUUAAUUCUAAAGUUAAUGUGUAGACAGUUAAGAACUGACAGGGGAAUUUAAAGCCAAAACUACAGGAUCAAGGCAGUUGAGCAAUCACAUAAAGGUUAUGAUAACUACCACUACUACACCAUUGAAAUAGAAUAGAAGUCAGUCAGCCAGUCUUUAACCUAAUGGGCUUACUGCUCUGUCUGAGGCAAUAUAAUGUAGCUUCUUAGCUUCUAUUUCUGUUAUCUUUUCUCAAGCACAUUUGCACUACCAAGAUUUUCACGUGAAAUGCGGCCAACAUCUUGUUUCUCUCGAUGAUGUCAAGGAAUUUGCUGCUGUAAGCUACCCUCGUCCUUAAAAUAUCAUGUCACCACUAACUGCCACUAGCCCAAAGUAAAAUAGUCACCGGCCCUCUACAAAUAUGUUCAGCGGGAGUGUUUAAAAAGAGCGUCUGGUUAUUUCACUGGAGCAAAAGGUGCAGAACCUUAAUAUAUAUGUAUGAUAUUCAGGAAUAGAUGUCAUCAAAUAUUUCUUAAAGAAUUGAUGUCCAUAAAGAUAAGAUGACAGUGUACAGUUGAGGCAAGCUGAUGAUUAAUAAUGAAGAUGUGUAUGUUUUUAAAUCUGUGAAUAAUAUUAAAGGUUAAUGUCAUAUCUGUUCA